Molecule: messenger RNA, 12585 nt
Organism: Plutella xylostella (diamondback moth)
Lineage: Eukaryota; Metazoa; Arthropoda; Insecta; Lepidoptera; Plutellidae
Source: RefSeq, a predicted model, not a curated record
GGGCGGCGCGCACGCUCGCCUCGCUGUCCAUACUGAAGGUGAUCAGGGUCUACACGGGGGAGCACUGGCAUGCCGUGCUCACUGAUGGAGGCCAAGUGUACACAUGGGGCAGAGGAGACGGCUACCAACUCGGCCACGGCAACGUAGAGACGAUACGAUUACCAAAGAUGGUGGAAGCUUUACAAGGUAUACGGGUAGUAAGUUUAUCUCUGGGCGCGUCGCACGGGGUGGCGCUGGCGGCGGACGGCAUGCUAUACGCGUGGGGCACGCACGAGCGCGCCAACAUAGUACGGCCCAUCCCGCAGCCGCUGGCUGUUAUAAGCCCGUCAUUUAAAAUUCAGGGUAUAAGCAGUGGUCCACUAAUUCUAGUCUGGAGUGAAGAAUGUCCUAGGAAUUUACCCCCCUCAUUACCAUUUGUUAUAGAUUUGUCUAUUUGCACGUUUAGGUUUCUAGAUAAACUUCUUAGAAUGGUUGUAGAGCAAGGCCUCUCAAAGAACGCAACCGUCCUUACAGAGAACGAAUGCAUAGGUAUUGCGUGUCUCAACAUAUUGAGGUUACAGGUCUACGCCCACCAAUGCGCGCACGGCAAGACAGUCACCAACGAGUUCCUACGAGCGAACCCGUGGACGCACGGCGUGCUACAAUCACUCAUAGUGCUAGUGGAGGGGCGAGCGGGCGCGGGCGCGGCGGCCGCGGCCAAGAAGACGCUGGCGGCCGCCUGGCCGAUGCUGAUGCCGACGCCGCAGGUCCGGGCCAGGCAUUUGCUGACGCUACUGCCUAUGGGAAAAGGCACACACGAGCUGACGGCGGGCGGGCGGUUCAUGGUGGAGCUGCUGGUGUGGUCGCUGCUGGGCGGCGGCGGGCUGCGCGCGGCGCUCACCCUCGCGCUGCAGGAGAACCACUGCGACUGCUGCAAGCACCUGCUGCUGGACACGGAUUAUGAUCAAAUCGACAUAAUGACUGGACAGUGCGUGUCAAAGAAGGAUGAUGCUGAUGAGCAGACCGAAGUGGCAGUUGUGGCUACGACUCAAGAAACAUAUGAACCGAAAGUGAAGAAAGAUACAAAGAAAAAACCAGACACAGUUCCUCUACUGACAUUGGUACAACAGUUGAUCGUGAACACGACGAGUCAAACGCAGCAACAGAUGCAAGCCGUAGUGAAAGAAACCCCGAGCAAGGAGGAAGAGGCGAUCCUCAGGGAGGUCUACGCUAUAGACCUAAAGACGGUCAACCCGUGUUGCGUACUGCUUAUACGAUUCCAAAGGCUAUUAUUCUGCGAAGCGAUGUCCACCCGUGGCGAGCUGCCUACCCGCGGCGGGAUCAGGAAACUAUUCACACUAUACGUGAGGAUGCUAGCAGCAUACGUGGGCCCGACGAUACGAGGCUUCGCAGACGCCGUCAAGUUUAUGGAAGAGGAUACGUUGGAGACGCUGUGCAAUAUUAUGAUGUCUGAUGUUGUUGGUCGAGUCCUCACCGAGCUAGGCCCGUGGCUAUGCGCCUGCGCAACCCGUUCGCCCACAGUGCUCAUGCUGGCCACGGCUCCUCUGCUGGAGCUGGCUCGCAUGUGCGACCUGGCGGCGUCGGCGCUGCCUCAGGGGGCGCCGCGCGAGGCAGACAUACUGGCGUGGACCGGCUGCAUGGCUAAACCUAAGCCGCAGCAUAAGAGGGUUAUUACUGCUGCCGAGUUCAACAACCGCGCGAAAAACGGCCCAGAACCGUGGCUAGUCUUCAACGGCUACGUGUACGACAUAUCCAACUUCGCGUGCGAGUGCGCGGAGACCGUGCAACUAGUGGCGCGGUUCCGCGGCCACGACGCCAGCCUCGCCUUCAGUAUGUUGCCGCACUCGGCGUAUGUGACCAAGCUGACGGAGAACUGUGUGGGCGAGUUCACGAGGCAUCUGCCGAAGGAUGGGGAGAUUGAGGAGAACCCAACAAUAGUCAAGAUGUACCACAUGCUGUCGUCGAUCGCGUUCCAACUGACGCUGGCCGUAUCUGCGUGCGGCGCGCGCCUCGCGCAGUCCCUCCCCGCUCAGCCGGCUGAGGUGGCUGCGAGACCGCAUGCUACUGCUGCCUUCUUGAGGCAUGGACUGAAGGUCCGCAACCCUCCAAACCCGUUUGAAGAAGAGAAAGCAGAAGCGCGCAGCGGCACCUCAUCAGCCAAUCACAGCCCGGCGACGGAGGUGCCCAAGAUGCCGCCCCGCCCCAUGGUCAUCAAGAAGCAACUGCCAGGCAAAGGACACAGGCCGCCGAUACAGAAGCCAGUGCAAAGGGUGGACGUGGCUGCGGCCUCGUCGAAGGCUGACGCGCUGUUGCACGCGCUGGCUGAACCCAAAUUGCUUGACCCCCUAGCCAUCCACUUAUGGACGGCGUGCGAGCGGCGCGAGGGCUGCGCGCCGCACUUCCCCCCCGAGCACCCGCUGGAGGAGCUGCGGCGCGCGCUGCUGGCCGCGCUGCUGCACCACGCCGGCCUGAAGGAGCACGCGCUCGCCACCGCCUCCGCCGAGAUGGACUGCGGUGACGUCAAACUUUCGCCAGCGAUGGCGGAUAUCGUAAAAGCUGUGCAACAAACCAAGUGGACUGUAAUGAGGGUGCGGCAGCAGCUAUCUCGAAGCUACAAGGAGGUAUGUGCAAGUCCACUAGAGCGAGCCCGGUUCCUACUACACGAGGUGAGGCCAGCCAUGUCGCCCGCAGUCACCGCGCUGAAGAAACGCCCGCCCUCGCGCCGCCCGCCCCUCGCCAGGACGCACUUCCAGCGCAUGAUCAAGGCGGCCAAGUCGCCGGAUUUUAAUAAUAAGUGCUUUGAAAUAACAAAAGAUCUCAGAAACAGACAAAAUAGCCUGAGCAAAAGCAUGCUUAGAGGCACAGGCAGUGCCUUGCAAGGAGACGCCUUACUCUUGAAGUCUUCCCUCGUCAACUCCAUGUCAAGGGCCUCCGACGAACAAUCCAUAUUAGAACAUUCCAAAGUUAGUAUUAGUGGCAAAGACAAGGUGAACGAAAUAAUGAAGCUGAAAAUCAAAGAUAAACCUCUGGAAAAGGACCUCAAAAACGCGUCGAAUUAUGAUGGUGCGAGAUCUGACUCAACGCGCGGCGAACACAAAAUCUCAGAGAUUACGGAGAGAGAAAUGGACGACAAGACUCCUACUAACGAAAUCUCAAUUAGCUCAAUAAACGAUAUGACUGAUAACUCUAUACUAAAAGAAUCUAUGGAAAGCGAGCAACAGUUCACGUUGUAUACCGACGAUAUUAAAAAUGAUCUCAUAUUGUCUGAUGCGGAAAAGGACGACGAUAAUUCUGAGAGGAAUAAGUUUGUGAACGCGUGGUUUGCUAAACACGGGAGCAAGGGGAAAGUGAAAAAUAUUGGAUGGAUGUUAAAAGAAGUGACUGCAGAGCAGCAUAAUUUGACGACGUCGAUUAUAGACUUCGCUUUAAGCGACAAAACGUGUGACAUGGACACGCUUCGACGGGCCCUGUAUUGUCAGAUACAAAGAGCAUAUAUGCGACAGAGAGGCUACAAGAUGAUAAACCAAGUGCUGCACGCGUCUCAAUCUCUAUCUUUAAACCUCAAAUACGCUGCCAUGUGCGGUAUAACCGGGGCAGUUCUAGCCGACUCUGGACCGCCCACUCCGCUCAAACCCACCCUCCCUUUAGCAAACCCAUGUAGAGACAUAGAAUCAGUGAUUCCAUACACCAAGUACAUGAUAUUGCGAGAGCGGUCCAUGCUGAUGGAUUUUGUGCUAAAGGAGUUCAAACUCAGGGUUAAAGAAGGCGAAGUGUCACCGUUGUUUGACGCACUGCCGUUGAAGAAGGGAGUUAAUGCUGGGGUGUACGCCUUGGUAAAGAAACCGGGACGCGCAAGAUUUAUCCUAAGUUUACUGGCGCUGCUGACGGAGGGUUGUCAAGGACCGGAGUUGGAGCAGAUAAUCAACAGCGGCGCCCUGAGUACUUGUAUGUCAUUCCUGAAGCAAAUCGGGGGCGACUUUUCCAUUCACAAAAACUUCAUCGCCAUGUAUUACAUACAGAAAGUGGACAGUCUGGUAAUCUUUGAGGAUGAGAGGCUAGGCGCCCGCGCCCGCGGUUCGUCACUCUCAGGACCGGAGCUGGCAUCGCUUAUGAGGAUAGGCACCCGGGUCGUUAGAGGAAAAGACUGGAAGUGGGGGGAUCAGGACGGCGUCCCGGGCGGCGAGGGCCGCGUGAUCGGCGAGCUCGGCGACGACGGCUGGGUGCGCGUGGCGUGGGACAACGGCGGCACCAACUCGUACCGCAUGGGCAAGGAGGGCAAGUACGACCUCAAGCUGGCGCGCUCGCCGUCGCCGCCGCCGUCGGUUCAAGAGACUGUUGCUGAGGAGACUGAGGAAGUACAAGACCUGCACUGGCCAGUGUGCGAGGCGAAGCGCGCGUGCUGGACCCUACUCCGACUGAUCUGCGCAGGCGCAGGGCGCGCCAAGUGCGGCGUCGGGGCGGCGGCGCGGCGUAACGUGGCGGCGCUGCAGCGGCGGCUGCUGGCGCUGGCGCACGCUAAUGGGGCCGUCUCGCCGAUUGCGUUUGCGCCGCAUCAGCACACCGCCUGGGUGCUGUUGAGAAUAAGUGCACAAAGCUCGACUAUGAAAAAGACACUGUGCACGGAUAAAUGGUUCGAGAUCUGCUACAGCAUAAUUUCUGCGCCGGACAAACUCAUAACUGAAGAUGUCAUGUACACGCAAAUCCAAAUAAUCUGGUUCCUCCGCCGCAUCCUACUCGAGCACAACGGGCCCAAGGAGUGGCGGCGCACGGCCGGCUCGCAACUCUUGGCUCUGAUUGGUCGGCUGUGGCUGGAGACGCACCCGUCGGACCCCGCUCUCCGGCCCAACCAGCAGGCGUUCUCGCCUAUGGCUGAUGAGGAGGAAAUUGACAACAGAUGGCGCGCAGCAGCAACAGCUAGCUACACUGGCGCGGUUUGCGGCGCGCUGGUGCAGCUAAUGAGGCAGCUGCACGACGCGCCGCAGUGGCACUCACCCGUCGCCGCGCUGCUGCUCGAUAAGCUGCGAGUUGCUGCACAAAUGAUCGCUACUGAUUGGCACUGGUGGCCCCAAGUUAGUGACGACUCGGACCAAACUGUUAAACAUGCACCGCCGACGCUAGAAGCCUGUCUUGUUGCGGGAGCGUUAGGAGUCGUCGGCGGUGCCGAGUUCCGAGUGCGCAUCGGCCAGCGAGUGCUGACGGGCUCGCCGUCGCGACCCGCUAUAGUCACGCAGUUCACUCCACGGGCCAAGAUCAUGCUGCUCCAUGAUGAUAAUACUGUUAGCAAGGUGGAGAUGGGAGGCCUGAUGAACGCGGAGAGCGAGCGGCUGCCACACCCGUUGGGCGGCGGCGAGAGCGCGCUGCGCGUGUGCGCCGCGCUGCUGGGCGCGCCGCCGCCGCCGCCCGGCGCGCGCCCGUGCCACCUGCCCGCGGAAGUGGAUGUGUACACGUUGAGAAGACAGCAGAUGGAGCUACUGACGCUGUGCGCCGUGCGCGGGCUGCUCACCAACAGAACGAGACUACGGAAGGUUCUGAUGCAGCCUCCGGACAAUGGUAUAAUGAACCGCAGCGACAGCAGCGAGGGCACAGAGGGCACGCUGCUGCGGCGGCUGCUAGGCGUGGCGACGCGGCCCAGCCCGCUGUCGGCCGCGCACACCCCGGCCGAGCUCGCCGCCGCCGCGCUCGCCGUGGCGCAGCAACUCGCGCACCACGCGACACUCAAGUGUAGAGCGGAGGGCGAUGACAAAGACAACGAAUCGCCCGAUUAUUCAAUGCUAGACAAAAGCAAUACAAUGCAACUAUCUAUUGGACCAUCUACAAGUUCGCCUGUCCCAUCGAAGAAAGACCUCAACGCUUGGGCGAAUUCUAGCGAAGUCCAACAAGUGAUUGAGAUGGGCUUUUCAAGAACCGCUGUUUAUGCAGCAGUUCAAUCUAUAGGUGCCCAAGGACAACCGACCGUUGAAUCGCUUGUGGCGUACUUACUAGAACUGCCCCAGCAGGGUAUGGAUGACACCGUUUUUGAGAUAAAACCGCAGUCAGUCAAACAAGACAAGAACCAGCCGCAGCCGUACCGGUGGCGCAGCUGCUUCGCGUCCGAGGAUGAGUACGCGCAGUACGUGUCGGACGUGGUCACGCCCGGCAUGACCGUGCGCUGCUGCAAGGCGUAUGAGGGGGUGGCGUUAGGCGACGUCGGUCAAGUACAAAAAGUAGAACGUGAUAUCAAACAAAACGUAUUUUUACAUGUGGAAUGGCGCGGGCUCGGCAAGGUGGCCGGGGUGCGCGCCACCAACGCAGAAGUGGUCUCCGGUGGGGCGCCCUUCGCGCCGGGCGACGUGGUGCGCGUGCGCGCCGCCGUCACGCAGCCGCGCUACAAGUGGGGCUGCAUCGAUCAUAAUAGUGUUGGGACUGUUGUCGGAAUAUCGAACAGCGGGCGCGACCUGACGGUGGACUUCCCUCAGCAGCCGGGCUGGACCGGCCAGGUCAGCGAGAUGGAACUCGUCACUGACCAGUCGGAAUGGAGCGAGAGCGCGGGCGGCGCGGCCAUAUCCUGGCAGGACGCUAUUCGCGCGGCGCGGGUGUCGUCGUGCAGACCGGAGGCCGGUGCCAUCAGGCUUCUGGACGGGAAGCCGCACACUUACUGGCAGAGCUCUAGCGGCACUGGACAGCACUGGAUCCGCAUCGAGAUGCGCUCGGGCGUGCGCGUGCGCCGCCUCGGGCUGGGCGUGCCGUGCGGGCCGCACGGGCCGGCGUCUCUCGCCGUGCGGGCCGGCGCCAGCUUCGACGACGCGGCGUUAGCGGCGCUGGCAGCCGUCCCCGCGCCGCCCGCUGAUGCCGGGGCGCAGCGGGCGCAGAUACAGCUACUGGCAGAUUGUAAACAUUACUACCCUUGCAUCGAGAUAACGCUGAAGCAGAACCGCAACAUCGACGCCGAUGUCAGAGUGCACGGACUGUACAUCAACGGCUUCCGACCCAAUCCGCUCUACACCGACGUGUUGCAGAGCAUGAAUUUCGUGUCGGAAGACUGGGUGGAGAAGGAGAACAUCGUAACCACAAUAUCCUCAAACGACAACAACCAGCCAGCCGUUUCGAACGAUUGCCCAAAGGUGUACGUAUGGGGCCUAAACGACAAGGACCAGCUGGCAGGCGUCAAGGGCUCGAAGGUGAAGGUGCCGGUGCUGUCUCCGGGGCUGAGCGCCUUACGACCCGUGCACAUCGCCGGCGGCUCCAAGACGCUCUUUAUAGUGUCGCAUGACGGGAAGCUAUACGCAUGCGGCGAAGGCACGAACGGGCGUCUAGGCCUCGGCCACAGUAACAACGUGUCCCUACCACGAGCCAACACGCACCUCGCGCACGCGCUCGUGAGGCGCGUCGCCGUGCACUCGGGCGGCAAGCACGCGCUCGCACUCACCGCCGACGGAAAGGUGUACUCCUGGGGCGAAGGCGAAGACGGUAAACUCGGGCACGGCAACCGACAGACGCUAGAAACGCCGCGUCUAAUAGAGUCUCUAGCUAGCGAGCGAGUCGUCGGCAUAGCGUGCGGGUCGGCUCAUAGUGCGUGCGUGACGGCCCGGGGACAUCUGUACACGUGGGGACUAGGGGAGUACGGGAGAUUGGGACAUGGGGAUGAUACGACGCAACUUGUGCCUAAGAUGGUGGAAUCCCUACAAAACUACCGCAUAGUCCAAGUGGCCUGCGGUUCCCGCGACGCGCAGACCCUCGCGCUCACCGCCUGCGGGAAAGUCUUCUCAUGGGGCGACGGCGACUUCGGCAAAUUGGGCCGAGGCGGGUCGGACGGGUGUGCCGUACCCAUGAACAUAGAGAGGCUGAAUUCUCUUGGAGUUGUUCAAGUGGAGUGUGGCGCGCAGUUCAGUCUAGCGCUGACUCGGGAUGGCGAGGUGUGGACGUGGGGUAAAGGCGACUACUUCCGUCUGGGCCACGGGUGCGACUCGCACGUGCGGCGUCCCACGCUCGUGGAGGCGCUCCGAGGACGCCGCGUCAUACACGUCGCGGUCGGCGCAUUGCAUUGCCUCGCUGUUACUAGCGACCUACAGGUGUGGGCAUGGGGCGACAACGACCACGGGCAGCAAGGCAACGGCACCACCUGUGUCAACCGGCGCCCAGCGCUAGUCGCCGGCGUGGAGGGCGUGCACCGCGCCGCCGCCGGCUCCUCACACUCGGCGGCGUGGUCCCUGCGCGCGCCGCUGGAGGCGCAGCCACACGUCGCGCCGCUGCCCUUCCCCGCGCUCAAGGACCCCCUCGGCGCACACAGCCUGGGCCUGUACGCGGACGACAACGUGAUAGAGGACUCGCUGGGCCCGCGGCCCCCGCUGGCGGCGGCGGCGCUGGCGCUGGAGCCCCCGGCCGCGGCGCAGCACGCGCUGUCGCUCAUACUGCUCGUGCUGCAUAUUACACAGGCCCGCUGUCUACUAAUAGAAGCAGUGCGCGCUCACGAGGCGAUGAGCGGCCGGCGGGCUGUCUGCGCUGAUACAGAGGAUGAGGACGGCGAGACCGACGCGAGGACCGGCGGCGGCGAGGCGCCUGCUGACCGCGCUACUCUGCCUAGUGGAGCCAGCACGCCGAUGAGUGGUUCCAUAUCGUCGCGACACUCCGUCAUGUGUUCUAGCGCAGUGUCGGUCGCUGCAGCCACCAUGACUGUGCAGCCUGAGGCGCCUAAGGUGGCGCUAGACGACUUCACCUCCCAACUAGGCGAGUCGGACGCGCGCGCGCUGGUGGACCUGCUGAAGCUGGCCGCGGCCGGGCGCGUGCCCGACGCCAACAACGCCGUGCGAGUCAUCACGGACGUGCUCAUGGCACUCUGCAGCGCCAAGCCAGCGGUAGCGGACAUGGUGAUAGAGGUGUGCGUGUGCGAGCUGGAGGAGGCGGCGGCGGGAGGGGGGCGCACCCCCCCGCCGCCCGUCACCGUCGACAGCCCGCACCCCUACGCAGAUGAUACUGACAUCUCAGGGGUGGUAAAGAUCCCGGGUGCGUCGUCGCUACGCGUGGUGUUCGAACAGGGGUGCUCAACGGAGCGGCGGAACGACCCUCUUACCAUAUCUGAUGCGACAGGGCGGAUAGUCGCGUCGCGGUCCGGCAGGGAGCCCAACGAUUGGGCGCAGGAGUUGAUCAUUAAUGGUGACGAAUUGCGUUGGAGGUUUACGAGUGACGGGUCUGUAAACGGAUGGGGCUGGCGAUUCACGGCACAUCCGAUACUACCUCACAACUCUGUAGCGGAGAUAGGCUCAGACCGCUACGUGCUGUCGCGUCCGUCGGUGGAGCUGGCGUGGCGGCUGCUGGACGGGCCGCUGCUGGCCGCCAUCUCCGGCGACCACCAGCUGGCGCCGCGGCUGGCGCAGGCGCUGGCUAUAUGCGCGCAGAUGCCUACUCUGUCGUGGCGGGCCCGCGUGUGGUGCGUGCGGCGGCUGCGCGGCGUGGUCUCCGCGUCGUCCGUGAGCCCGGCGGCGCUGCAGCGCUUGCCGGCGCUGCUGCACGCGCAGUACGAGCUGGAGGAGCCCGCGCUGCGCACCGGCUCGCACCUCCUCCACAGCAGCUACUUGAAGGAACUAGCAUGGUUAGCGUGCAGUCUCCGCAUGGACGCGCGCCUCUGCACGGGUCCGGAGUCUCUCCGUUGGGCGUGGUUCAAGAAGUACUGCCUCAGCCAGCGCACGGCGACCGCGCUCACACAACGACUGCCGCUGCCGCAACCGUUCAUCAUUGAAGUCAGGAAGCGACUGGCGGACUUGGGAGUUUACAACCCGGAGGAGAUCAAUGUGGACGCGAGGCACGCGUGGGAGGAUAAUGUGAAGUUCACCAAGUUGCAUGAUGAGCAGCUGCUGCAUUGGGUUAACAAACGUCCAGAAGAGUGGACGAACUGGUGGGGCGGCGGGUCCCGCGCUUGCUCCGUGUAUGGCUGGGGCCACAACCACCGCGGGCAGCUGGGCGGCGUGGAGGGCGGCAAGGUGCGCGCGCCCACGCAGUGCGCCGCCCUGGCCGCGCUGUCGCCCGCGCUGCUGGUGGGCGGCGAGCAGACGCUGUUCGCUGUGACGCCCGACGGACGCGUGUAUGCCACAGGAUACGGCGCAGGCGGCAGGUUGGGUAUUGGUGGCAUCGACUCUGUCUCCCAGCCAACACUACUCAGCUCAAUACAACACGUAUUUAUCACUAAGGUGGCCUGCAACUCUGGAGGCAAACAUUGCUUAGCUCUGUCAGCUGAUGGCGAAGUGUACAGUUGGGGAGAGGGCGAGGACGGCAAACUUGGACACGGCAAUAGAGUGAGCUACGACCGCCCCAAACUGAUCACGGCUCUAUCGGGACUGGACGUGGUGGGGAUAGCGUGCGGGGGCGCCCACUCGGCGUGCAUCACCGCCAGGGGGCGUGUUUAUACGUGGGGCAAGGGGCGCUACGGACGCCUAGGCCAUGGUGACUCUGAGGACCAACUUACUCCGAAGAUGGUGGAAGCACUAGCCAUGUACCGCGUAGUGGACGUGGCCUGCGGCUCGGGCGACGCGCAGACGCUCUGCAUCACCGACGACGACAACGUGUGGUCGUGGGGCGACGGCGACUACGGGAAACUAGGUCGCGGCGGCUCCGAAGGUUGCAAGCUGCCCAUGCGCAUCGAGUGCCUGAAGGGCAUGCGCGUGGUGAAGGUGGAGUGCGGCUCGCAGUUCUCCGUCGCGCUGUGCCAGUGCGGCAGCGUCUAUACCUGGGGUAAAGGCGACUACCACCGGCUGGGGCACGGCAGCUACGAGCACGUGCGGCGCCCCAUGCGCGUCACCGGCAUGCAGGGGAAGCCCAUCGUCGCCAUCGCCACAGGAAGCCUACACUGCGUGGCGUGCACGGAAGGUGGCGAGGUGUACACGUGGGGCGAUAAUGAUGAGGGACAGCUUGGUGACGGCACCACGCUCGCCGCGCAGCGCCCCCGCCUGCUUGUAGCAUUACAGGGUAAACGGGUGAUAAAGGUGGCCUGCGGCAGCGCGCACACCGUGGCUCUGUGCAUCGAGGCGCCGCGCGCGCCCCGCCCCCCGCCCGCGCCCCCGCUCGAGUGCCACCUGCUGCAGGAGGCGCCGCAGCCCGCCUACUGCAACCGUCUGGUGCUUCUCCACCACUUCUCGGAGCUGGUGGCGCCGACGCUGCCGCUGCUGUCGCUGGACGGGCCGCUCGACGAGCUGCGGAACCUCAUGUUCUACAACAUCAAGGAGACCAUCUUUAGAAAAGCAAUAAUGUCAACAAUGGUCCGCGAGCGCCAGCACGGCCCCGUCGUGGAACUGUCCCGCGUGGCGGCGCGGCGCGCGCGGCGGGGCGGCGCGGGGCUGGCGGGGGCGGGCGGCAUGCGCUCCGUGUUCGGCCAGAUGGUGGCGCGCCUGCCGCACCUCACGCCCGACGCGCUGCUGCUGCCUAGCCGCGUGUGGAAGGUCAAGCUGGCUGGUGAGAGCGUGGACGACUGCGGCGGCGGCUAUAGCGAAAGCAUUGCCGAAAUGUGUGAGGAACUACAGAACGGCUCGCUACCCCUACUGCUGGCGACCCCCAACGGACGCGGCGACGCCGGCGCUUCCAGAGACACCUUCCUACUGAACCCCACUGCCAACUCGCCGCUGCAUUUGAACUGCUUCCGGUUCCUAGGUGUCCUCAUGGGUAUAGCGAUCCGCACGGGCUCCCCGCUGUCGCUGUCGCUAGCGGAGGGCGUGUGGCGGCAGGCGGCGGGGCAGGCGCUGCGCCCGCAGGACCUGGCCGAGGUCGACAAGGACUUCCUGCCCGCGCUGCUGUGUAUUAGAGACAUGACGCCCACUAAUAAGGAGUUGCAGAACCUGGACCUCCCGUUCUCGAUCCCGUCGGCGGCUGGGCACGAGGUGCCGCUGUCCACGCGGCACAAGCGCGUCACGCCCGAGAACAAGGACGAGUACCUGCGCCUCGCGCUGCACUACCGGCUACACGAGUUCGACGAGCAAGCGCUGGCGGUGCGCGACGGGCUGUCGCGCGUGGUGCCGGCGCCGCUGCUGGCGCUGUUCACCGCCGCCGAGCUGGAGACCAUGGUGUGCGGCUCCCCGGACAUCCCUAUCCACGCCCUGCGCGCCUCCGCCUCCUACAAAGGUAUAGAGCCGACGGCGCCGCUGGUGCAGUGGUUCUGGGAGGUGAUGGAGGAGCUGUCGGGCGCCGAGCGCGCGCUGUUCCUGCGCUUCGUGUGGGGCCGCACGAGGCUGCCGCGCGCGCCGCAGGACCCGCGCCAGAGGGACUUUGUGCUGCAGGUGCUGGAUAAAUACCACCCGCCGGACAACUUCUUGCCGGAGAGCUACACGUGUUUCUUCCUGCUCAAGAUGCCGCGCUACUCCAGCAAAGCCGUGCUUAGAGAGAAACUCAGAUACGCGAUCCACUUCUGCAAGAGCAUAGACACGGACGAGUACGCUCGCGUGGCGCUGAGCGCGGCCGAGCGAGCGUCCAGCGAGGAGUCGGACUCGGACGCCGACGCCACGCCGCUGGGCCCGCCGCCCGCCUUCCCCUUCCCCCGGUAGAAGACGCCCUGUUGCGUAGCAACCCUGCAGGCCCGGGUGAAACGAGUGGCUGGCUGGUAGAACUGUCAAUACACGCGAUAAUGAG